Molecule: messenger RNA, 2644 nt
Organism: Marchantia polymorpha subsp. ruderalis
Lineage: Eukaryota; Viridiplantae; Streptophyta; Marchantiopsida; Marchantiales; Marchantiaceae
Source: the annotation of a GenBank genome assembly
GAUGGCCUCGAAGAGUGCUCCGUUGCCGGAGAAGGAACGGAAGGGUCGGAUGCUGCAUUUCUCGGUCAACAUAUUGAGGGGCAGCCGGGGCGUGGAGGGGGCGGGCUCAUUUGGGUGCUUGAAGUGCUUGAAUUGCUUGAAUGUGAACCAUCAUCGUAAUAGCACAUCUCAUCGUCUUCUUCUCUCGGCGGGAGAUCUGUAAUUGGUGACAAGCCAGUUGAGUGGAGGAGAGUGAUACAUGCGGACAGACAGACGGUCGAUCGUGAGGAUCGAGAGGACUACUUGGGCUAGGGUUUAAGGUGUAUCCAAAUUGAAACUAAUGGUGGAGUGAGGAUCGAGAGGGAGAAUAGACGCCGUCUCUUUAAUACUCACGUGAGAUUCACUCGCUGGAAUCGAUCCGGGGUUGAAACGCUGGCUUCUGCUGGGAACCAUGGAGUUGGAGAGAUCGUCGAGGAGGAAGAAGAAGUUCGACGUUGAAGCAUCUUCGAGCAGGUCGAGCGGGGCGAGACGAACCUGUGCCUACAAGAGAUUCCCAAAUUAUUCGAACAUUGCAGAUCAGGCGUUUAAGUCGCUCUUGGAGACUUGUGGAUUGGAUCAAUUGUACGCAUGUUUGAAGUGGCGAUGGACUCCGGUCGACUUCAUCGUGGACUUUGUCGGCCAUACGCAGAUUCAAGAAAGCACUCGCUUCGAAGAUACGAUUAUUCUGUACUACCCUCGUGGUAGCGGGACUCCCAUGCUUUUCACCAUGCAUAACGUAGCUGCAACCUUCAAGCUCGACCUUCAAGGAUUCUAUGUGGACAAAGCCACAUGUAAGGACGUCGACAUGAAUGAUCGAUACCGAAUGCAGAAGACACCGAUGGGAGACACUUACUUUCCAGUCACCUCAGCAGCCUCAAAUGGCCUCUACCUCCUCGCCAAAUUCGUCAUGCAGGUGAUUUUCCAAAGCCGGAAUCCUUUGAAAGGUUCCAUUGUCUGCAUGAGGCAUCUGCAAGUCGCUCUCGAUGGCAAGCCCGUAGCCUGGGGCAAGCUGCUGUGGAAGUUCCUUGUCAAGAGAUUGCUCAGCUGCCAGCAACAAGAGGGCGCCCGGGAUUUCCAUUCCAAGUUGAAGUCCUCUUACGUCGGCCUGGCUGCUGUCAUCGCAGCUGUACUGCUGAGAGUCGAGAUUAAUAGCAUACCUGACCACGAGGAGUGGUACUCUAACCUCUUGUGUUCUCUGCCAGAGACCGAGAAUUCCAGUUCAGACUAUUUCGAGUCUCUACAAAGUGAUGAGCCAAAGUACUCGUCAACAGAGGAGAAGGAUAGCUCCAGCUGUGGGCAAAUCAGUGGUUCCCGAGAAUUUGUUGAGCAUCAGGAGGAGGAGGAGGAGGAUUCGCAAGUUGAGAUCCUCGAGGUGGUGAGUGAAGAUGAUGAAAUGUCAAAGGUUGGCCGAGCUUUUCCAGCUAAUAAGACCGGAGGUCAAGGACAACGAUCAGCACCAGUGAGGGGUGGUGAUAACGCAGAAGGAAGUGACUUAAAUCAAUGGGGCAUGAGAAGGAAGAGGAUGAGGGCGAUGGCUUCGAUGGAGGUCACCAACGCGGACUUGGACGGAGAGAGAAGUGCAUGGGACGAGGAUGAAGACGAUAAUUCCGAAUUAUCAAAUGUUCGACGAGAUGUUCCUGGAAAGAGGAGGAAAGCACUCUUCGAAGGACGAGUGGAGCGGAUGUUCCAACCUACAAAAAAGCUCAAACAUGAUGGGAUUGAAGACCUUCCUGAGCAAGAAAUGAUGGAGCAAAUAACGGACGCAGUGUACAAUUUGAGGGAGAAUACUCAGAUUGAAAAGCACCAAAAGAAUCACAAGAGGACGGAGAUAAUGAGUUUCAGCAGAGACGUCGUAGAGUCUGUUUCCAACGCUAAUAGGAUCCUUGCCAAUACACUUGAGCUCAUGGAAGAAACCGUGCUACAGAAAUCCGACCGUGUCAAUCAAAAAUACGAAGCUGCAAGGUGUCUGAUCUCUCAAAGAAGUGGUACGAUGACUGGUGAGGAGGACGAGGAGUGCUUAGGCAAGGAUUGCCAGGAUGACGAUCGAGAGGCUGCGAAAAAGAAAUACUAUGAGAACGUGGCAACUGCCGACUUGAGCCACGAAAUUAUGAAUUUAAAAAAGGAUAUGAAGUUGAUGAAUCUGUAUCUUCAUGUGAACGCUAUAAAGCUGGAUCAGAGAGAGGUAGAAGUCAAAUCGAUUAUAGAAGGAAUCGAGAUUCUGCUGUGCUCCUUAUAUUCAUUGCAGGAGAAACUACUCGAAGAUCAAAUAUUCGACGAGAUCAGACAACUUCUGCAAUUGAAACUAGUCGCGCUCGACAAACUGGUUGAAAACAUACGAGAUUUGAACGAAGAUCUGAAACUGCAACAGGAAAAGGUGGACAACGAAAUGGAAAUGCUGGACCUGAAGGAAGACGAAAUCAAGACGAGCAGAUUUCAGUGAUGGCAUGAAGACCAUACAUUCAUUACUAAUAGCAAGGUUUGAUGCUUCAGAAUGUGGAGAUUGUUGAGUAUAUCUGUCGAAACCUCUAUGUUCAAGGGGAACGAAACCAGAUCUACAUUGAUUCUAUUUGUCAGGAUGGAACUAUGUACAUAUGUUUUUUAGAAUGCAGUUACUAAAUCUAGUGUC